This is a messenger RNA of Vanderwaltozyma polyspora DSM 70294, 714 nucleotides long. RefSeq names its product Tim21p (gene TIM21). Gene Ontology annotation, biological process: protein import into mitochondrial matrix. Bases 1 to 714 code for a protein of 237 amino acids. The transcript has a single exon. Gene Ontology annotation, cellular component: TIM23 mitochondrial import inner membrane translocase complex. The record is from RefSeq and is a predicted model, not a curated record. NCBI's taxonomy places the organism in Eukaryota, Fungi, Ascomycota, Saccharomycetes, Saccharomycetales, Saccharomycetaceae.
AUGAUUAAUUUAGUUCUUAAAAGAUCUCCAAAGUUUGGUACUAGCUUAAAGGUAAUUGCUAAACCAAUAUAUUCAACAGCUUUACAAAGAUCACUAAUAUUAAGUACAACUAAUAAAACUUACUAUUCGACUUUUCAUUCUAAUGCUAAUUCUAAGAAAGGCAAUCAGGAUAAAAAAAUUCCUCUAUGGACAAGAAUUAAAUCAUUCUCAACAUUUACUGCAUCCGGUGCAUUGGUCAUUGGUGCCACUGGUAUUUCAACUGUAGUUAUCUAUUUGAUUCUGACUGAAUUGUUCUCACCAUCUGGUGAUACUCAACUUUUCAAUCGUGCUGUAACACUAGUCGAAAAAGAUGAGAUUGUAAGGACUCUACUUCAAUGUGAUGAUACUGAUAAUAAGAAAGAACGUUUAAAAGCUUACGGUGAAUUAUAUGCAGAUGAUAAAUGGACCAGAAAUAGACCAAUUGCUUCAAAUAAAAGAAUUGAUAAAAAUGGCAAAGAACAUUAUCUAAUGCGAUUCCAUGUAGAAUCAAAACAAAAAAUGGGGCUAGUUCAUAUCGAAGCCGUUGAAUCAGAGAAACGUUACCAACCUGAUUUUGUUAGUGUUUAUAUUGAUAUUCCUGGUGAAAAAAGAUAUUACUUAAUCAAGCCAAAAAUUAAUAGAAUAGUUAGACCAAAAGGCUUUUUAGGGAUUAACUGGGGUCCAAGAAAACAAUAG